AUGGGCGCUGGGCCCUGCGUGUGUGUUUUGCCUGACGACGUAGCUGCUGAAUAUUCAUCAGGAGACAGCAGUAACUCAGUUGAUCCCGUGGAUGCCAAGGAGGAACUCUUGGAAGAAUGUGAGAGCAUUUGGAAGCAGAUGGAAGAGUGUCAGAGCAAGCUAAUGCUUCUAGGAAAGGAAACAGUGUUAAAAUCGGAUGACCAGCUUUCGUUGUUAACAAUGCAAGUGAAAGCUUUAACAGCGGAAUAUAAUCAAUGGCAAAACAGAAGCCCUGAAAUAAUUUCUACCAAUCCAGAUGUACUGUUAGCAUUAGGAAAAGAAGAGUUGCUGAAAGUAAAGAAUGAUCUUGAAAUGGUGCUGUCAACAGUUAAGUUAAAGAAUAAACAACUGGUAGAAGAUCUGAAAAGAGAACAACAAUGGCUUGAUGAACAGGAGCAGUUACUACAUGCUCUUAAUGGACUUGAAGAAGAGACAAAAACCCAAGCUGAACGACUUCCCAGAAGAAGUACAGCACUUAAUGAGCUGCAGAAUAAAAUGCUGAAAAUACAGUUAUAUAGGGAAGAACUCUUGAAUGCUCUGGGUGAAUUCCUAGAAGAUCAUUUUCCCCUUCCAGAGAAAGGUGCAAGUUCUAAAAAGAAGAAUUCAAAAGAGCCAAAUGUGGAACUGAUAACACUGCAUGAAAUUUUAGAGAUUCUUAUAAACAAAUUAAUGAGCACACCACAUGAACCCUAUGUAACAAUCAAUGAGUCAUUUUGGCCACCUUAUCUUGAGCUGCUGCUACGAUACGGAAUUGCCCUGAGACAUCCAGAGGAUCCAAACAGAAUACGCCUAGAAGCCUUUCACAUGUAG
Molecule: messenger RNA, 849 nt
Organism: Opisthocomus hoazin
Lineage: Eukaryota; Metazoa; Chordata; Aves; Opisthocomiformes; Opisthocomidae
Source: RefSeq, a predicted model, not a curated record